Penicillium manginii is the source of this 294-nucleotide messenger RNA. RefSeq lists its product as uncharacterized. Lineage: Eukaryota; Fungi; Ascomycota; Eurotiomycetes; Eurotiales; Aspergillaceae. The coding region runs from base 1 to 294 and encodes 97 amino acids. The record is from RefSeq and is a predicted model, not a curated record. The transcript has 2 exons.
AUGGAACUCGAAAUUGGCGUUAGACAAACAUUGCAGGCUCCUAUUGGUUCUGUCCAUGUAACAAGGCAGUCGAGUAGUGGCGAAAGCUGCCCGAUUACCAUUUCUAGUCGUAGUAUUGCGGGUAUCGUCCUCGGUUUGAUUUCAGGGACGCUGCUUCUUAUCUGGCUCUGGCGUGCUUGUCAAUUGUCUGGUGCUACAGGCAAUAACACCAGCUCUGGAGUUAUAUAUGAAUCAUCUGUUGUGAGCAGCUCCUCCGGUCGAAGGAGACGUCGCGGUUCCUCCGGCACUACAUAA